AUGCCUAUGACUCUGGGUUACUGGGAUAUCCGUGGGUUGGGUCAAGCCAUCCGCCUGCUCCUGGAAUACACAGAUUCGAGCUAUGAGGAGAAGAGAUACACCAUGGGCGACGCUCCCGACUAUGACAGAAGCCAGUGGCUGAGUGAGAAGUUCAAGCUGGGCCUGGACUUUCCCAAUCUGCCCUACUUAAUUGAUGGGUCAUACAAGAUCACCCAGAGCAAUGCCAUCCUGCGCUACCUUGGCCGCAAGCACAACCUGUGCGGAGAGACAGAAGAGGAGAGGAUCCGUGUAGACAUUUUGGAGAACCAGGCUGUGGACACCCGGAGGCAGCUUGCAAUGGUCUGCUACAGCCCUGAGUUUGUGAGUCUCCCACUCCACAUCCCUGCUAAAGCCACUCUGCUAGGGAGCCUGUGUCUGGGGGAGCCUGUGUGGAGGGUAAGGAUUGCUUCCCUCCCCCCACCUCAGGAGAAACGGAAGCCAGAGUACUUAGAAGGUCUCCAUGACAAGAUGAAGCUCUACUCUGAGUUCCUGGGCAAGCAGCCAUGGUUUGCAGGGGACAAGAUUACCUAUGUGGAUUUCCUUGUCUAUGAUGUCCUUGAUAAGCACCGUCUAUUUGAGCCCACGUGCCUGGACGCCUUCCCGAACCUGAAGAACUUCAUGGCUCAAUUUGAGGCCCUGAAGAAGAUCUCUGCCUACAUGAAGUCCAGCCGCUUCCUUUCGGGCCCCAUGUAUUUGAAGACGGCCUGGUGGGGUAACAAGUAG
This is a messenger RNA of Arvicanthis niloticus (Nile rat), 762 nucleotides long. The record is from RefSeq and is a predicted model, not a curated record. NCBI's taxonomy places the organism in Eukaryota, Metazoa, Chordata, Mammalia, Rodentia, Muridae.